GAUUACGAGUGUCCUCAGCUCAGCAGUGAGGCAGAAAUGUCCUGGGGCCAAGAGCCCCUGCUUAUGGUUGGACAGUCUUAGAAGGUGGUGUGAUGAGCCCUGGGCUCAUGUGGCCCCACAUCCAGUGAUACAGGAAGGACCUGGAGAACCAAUGUCCAAUUCCUUCUUUCAUGGGAAGACAAGGGAGCUUGAUUUAGCAGGUGAAUCCGUCUCAUCCCAGUUUUCUGCCAGGAAAUCAGGGCCGGUGGCGGUGGUGGUUCUGGUGGCCGUCGGUGAGGCAGCUGCGAAGAUCCUGAUUCUCUGCCUCUGCCUCAUCCUCCUCAGUGUCAGGUCCCACAGGAGGAAGGCGGCAACAGCAGCAGGCGUGGAGGCUGCAGACACCGUCCAAAGUUCAUCUCGCCGACUCCAGGCUGUGCUUCCAGAUGCCUCCACGUCCAGUGCCUCCACAGUCUGAGCGGCGAUGCUUCCUCUCCAUUGCUGGAGAAUGAGGUGCAAAUGCAACAGCCUGGACUGAAGGCCGUGCACGAUCUGUCCCCUGCUGGACUCUGCCCCAGAUGGUGUGCAAAUGGCCAAAAGCACAUGAGAAGGUGCUCAGCAUCAUUAGUCACUUGACAAUCACAAAGCCUAACUGCAAAGGAAAUGCUACUUCACACCCAUUCAGAGAACUGUUAAAAAUUUAGGCCGGGCG
This is a messenger RNA of Piliocolobus tephrosceles (Ugandan red Colobus), 688 nucleotides long. Its product is annotated as sialic acid-binding Ig-like lectin 13. The record is from RefSeq and is a predicted model, not a curated record. Bases 152 to 454 code for a protein of 100 amino acids. NCBI's taxonomy places the organism in Eukaryota, Metazoa, Chordata, Mammalia, Primates, Cercopithecidae. The transcript is spliced from 3 exons.